Messenger RNA from Diabrotica balteata, 1849 nucleotides. The record is from the annotation of a GenBank genome assembly. Lineage: Eukaryota; Metazoa; Arthropoda; Insecta; Coleoptera; Chrysomelidae.
UCUGAUCGAGAAGUUUUAUAAAUACAAGUACAUAAAUAUAGAAGUGAAUAAAAUAAAAAAUAAUAUAUUAGAUUAAACAGUAUAAAUAGAAUAUCACUAUUUUUAGUAAUCGGCCGUCUUACAAACAAACUUUUUGUCAUAUGAAUUGAAAACCACAAAAUAGUACCCAUUUAAAUUCAGAGUUUCACUUGGUUUCACAUCUAAUUUACACAUAACUGAGAUGGACGUGGAUGAAAAUAUUGAUCCUGCAGGUAUUUCUUCUGAAACAAACUCAGAGUCUGAUGAGGAAAUGUUUGAUAAUACACAAACAACUCCUGAUAAAGGUUUCCUUUAUGAUGAUCCAUGCUUGGUUAGUGGUAUAUUGAGGGCUGUAGUGGAUGAAAAUUUGGAGGAAGUAAUAACAUUAAUUAAAUCUGGAAAAAGUGUUAAUAUUAAUGACAAUAAUGGAAACACACCUCUUCAUAUUGCUGUAUUUAAAAACAAUUUGACAAUUUUAAACUACCUGGUCUGCGAUGAAUCUAUUAGAAUAAACACCAGGAAUUUUAUGGGACAAACACCACUUUUUAUAGCUGCAAAACAUGGUUUCAUUGAAGCUUGCCGUAUUUUAGUGAAACAUGGCGCCAAUGUCAAUCUUCCGGAUAACGAGGAUGUGACGCCAUUACAUCGAGCUGUAACGGCUCCAGAAGUGGCACAUUUAUUACUUAGUCAUGGCGCAAAUGUUAAUGCCAUUGAUUAUAGCGAGGAUACACCUCUCCAUGAUGCAAUAGCUGACAGGUGCGUAGAAACUGUGUGCAUGCUUCUAUAUUAUGGCGCAGACGCAAAUCGUGUUGGUGGAAAUGGUCUGGUUCCUUUUAUGAGAGCCAUUAUAGCAGAAAACUUUGAAAUUCAAGAUGCCUUGUUUGAAUAUGUUUCAGAUUUUGAUUCCAAAACUAAGGAUGGAUAUAGUAUUUUAACGUUGGGCUUGAUUAAUGAGACUCGCUAUGUUGAAAAGAUUAUCGAGAAAGGAGCUAAAGUAGAUGUCGCUGCAUUUACAGCUUGUGUUGAUAUUCCAAACGUCAGCAACUUUCAAUUAGUUUGGAAGAAUUUGGACCCAGAGGAUAUUAAAGACCCGGCUAUAAACUUACAAAUUUUGAAUUACGAAUUAGCCCCAGAAGAAUUUGGACAGUACAUUGAUAUUAUAAUGGAAUACUCAAGUAGCGAAGUGUUAGAAAUAUUGGCAUCCAAGAUUAACUCGGUCGAGAUAGCAUCAUUAGUUCAAAAAUGUUCUGAGAGUAAUGGUUUAACACAUGAGCAAAUAACCAAACUAACCUGUAUCUUACUUCAACAUGGGCUUAAAAUUGGAACAAACCUUAUAGUGGCAGUAUUUACUAACAUGGGUUAUUGUGAUUUAUUAAAGAUAUUGAUGUUCAUGGACUAUAAAGAGAAUUGGUCGCCGUUUGUUAUAACUCCUAGAUGUAUAUUUGAUAUUCAUUGUGAUAUUCUAACUAAAUAUAACGAACUUCUUGCUAACGGCGAGGAGUGGAUGAAUGUGAGAAGAUUUCAAGAAGAUGUGAUAAGUUCUUUUGGCUAUUGGGCCCUACGACCUUUAAUUAAUGUGGCCUUAAAUCAAUUUGCAGAUGCUAGUAUGUUUCAAAGAAAAAACAAUGAAAUAAUGAUAGCCUACCGAGAUUUACUUCCGAAAGUUCCUUCCUUAUUGGAACUAGCUAGGGAUGCAACUAGAAAACAUAUCGUUAAUAGAAUGGAUAUUAAAACUACUUGUCAGUAUUUUACAUGUAUAAAUAGUCUAGAUAUACCUAAUGUAUAUAAAAAAAUUUUGUUUUUUGAAAAGAAAAUAUAUAAUUAUGGUUAG